Lynx canadensis (Canada lynx) is the source of this 3014-nucleotide messenger RNA. RefSeq names its product interleukin 34 (gene IL34). Gene Ontology annotation, biological process: positive regulation of cell population proliferation; positive regulation of macrophage differentiation; positive regulation of protein phosphorylation. The coding region runs from base 1846 to 2556 and encodes 236 amino acids. The transcript is spliced from 9 exons. The record is from RefSeq and is a predicted model, not a curated record. Gene Ontology annotation, molecular function: cytokine activity; macrophage colony-stimulating factor receptor binding. Lineage: Eukaryota; Metazoa; Chordata; Mammalia; Carnivora; Felidae.
UUGUUGAUUUUUUCUUUCUGUGCAGAUGCUUUUUAAUUUGAUGUAGUCUCACUUAUUUUUUGUUUUGUUACUUGUGGGUUAGGUGUUACAUCCAGGAGUUGUCACCAUUGAGUUUCCUUUGCCUAUCCAUAAAUUUGCUUGUUGUCUGCAAGCAGAAUUUCUGGAUCACAGGCACAAAGAAUUAGGCUUGAAUAUGUUGAGCUCAGGAAUUUUGUCUAGUUCAUAGCUGUUGCUCCAGAAUGUACAAAAUGUGUUUAAUAAAUACUUGGUGAUGGGAUGAGGCUGAAUUACAAAUCCCAUCUAUGUAGGUAUUAAGGGGGGGCUAAUGAACUCUUUUGAUUUAACUGAGCAGCCAGGUAAAUGGGGACCUCUGUGUGUAGCCUUGCAAAAUACAUCAGAGUCUGCCAUGCAGUUCCGAAGGGAUAAUGUCAAGACCCUGAGGCAUUUGCCCUUGGGUACUAGGAUCACUCUCAUCUUGCUGCUCUGUUAAGUCCCUGCAACUUGAGUCUAAGAAAGACUGAAAAGUUUUCAGCUGCCUCAUCUUUCCCUGACCUCACGGGUAGGGGUUCUGCAGAUGUUGUUUCCUUUGGAAGAUCUCUUGCCAAGAAUAGCAUUCCUUGGGGGGAGGGGGUUCAAAUUGGACUAUGGCUGGAAUGUUGCUUUUCUUGGUUUUUUUGAAUGUAUUGCUAGCAAGACUGCUGUGGCUGGGAAAGGCUGUUGGAGUUCACUUCUCUCACGGGGAGAGUGCUGGUCACCAGAAUGUGUGUUGCUCCCGUGAUGCAGCCUCUCUUGAGUUUCUCAUCAGUGGGAAGCCAGAAAUGUUGGGAGCAUUCUUCAGAUGUGAUCAACUUGGCUUUCAAUUUUUAAAAAAUAUUUAUAAAUUCUGUUUCUAUUUAAAGUAGAAAUGACAUGUGUUUGCCUGAGUCAUCUACUUGCUCAUUUGCAUAUGGAAUAUUGUGUGUGAAUAUUUUGUUUAUUGUACCUUUAAAAUACAUUCAAGGGCUAUAUCAAGAGCUCAGAAAAACCGUCUCUGCUGCUGAAGUCAAACCUUAUCCAAAAAAAUUAACAGGUGAGGGCCAGAUGGCUUACUCUUGGUUAUGUGGUAGGGAGGUCAGUGAACAUCUGUGGUCAGUGGCUGAUUUACAUGUGGUGAUCUGAUAGCCCAGUGUGUGGGGUUUAUGUGAAGUUGAGUGAACUGAAAUCCACAGGUACGUACUACAGAGCAGUCAGAAGAGUCCUCUUCACCAAUCCAUAAGCACAUGGCCAGCUGUUUCUGUACAAGCUUGAAAACCAGCAUCAGAAGACAUGACCAAAAAAAAGACACAGCCAACUCACUGUCUGCUCUGUACCCAGAAGUUGAAGAGUUUUUAUAACCUGUCAGUUUUGGCACUUGCUCCUACCCUCGAGCCCCUUAAAAUCAGCAAAGCCCAAGAAGACCGCGUCCUCCUGGGUGAACAGAGCCAGAUUUCACAUUGAGCAGCUGCAGACGGAGAAAUCAGAGAAAGCACAACCCAGCCCCAGAUUCCAAGGGGCCUGCUGGGGACUCUCUCCUUCUGCUCGAGAGGGAAAGACCCCGAGGCCACUGUCUCAGGCCAGAUCCUGGCUGCCAUGGGACUCGCAGCUACUGCCCCCCAGCUGCCCUCCACACUGCCAGGCAGAUAAGGGCAGGCGCUGCCCCAGGAGCACCUGCCGCCCCCUGCCGGGCCACUCCUCUGUGGUCAACCCUCCCCCAGCUUUGGGCCACCUUUGCUGACUCGAGGCCAUGUAGGCCCCACCUGGGCCUUUGUGGAUACACACACUGCUGGGGACACCGCCUCUGCUCUCUGGGGAACACAGCGUACCACCAUGCCCCGGGGAUUCGCCUGGCUGCACUAUCUCGGGAUCUUCCUUGCCAUGGCCUUGGGGAACGAGGGUUUGGAGAUGUGGCCUUUGACCCAGAGCGAGGAGUGUGCAGUAACUGGCUUUCUUCGGGACAAGCUUCAGUACAGGAACCGCCUUCAGUACAUGAAACACUACUUCCCCAUCAACUACAGGGUGAGCGUGCCUUAUGAGGGGGUGCUCAGAAUGGCCAACAUCACCAGACUGCAGAGGGCCCAGGUCAGCCAGCAGGAGCUGCGGUAUCUGUGGGUCUGGGUGAGCCUCAGUGCUACUGAGUCGGUGCAGGAAGUGCUGCUUGAGGGCCACCCAUCCUGGAAGUUCCUGGAGGAGGUACAUACGCUGCUGCUGGAUGUUCAGCAAGGCCUCACGGACGUGGAGGUCAGCCCCAAGGUGGAAGCAGUGGUGUCGCUCCUGAGCACCCCCAGGUUGAGCCUGAAGCUGGUGCGACCCAAAGCCCUGCUGGACAACUGCUUCCGGGUCAUGGAACUGCUCUACUGCUCUUGCUGUAAACAAAGUUCCGUCCUAAAUUGGCAGGACUGUGAGGUGCCGAGCCCUCAGCCCCACAGCCCGGAGUCCUCAUCGCAGUGUGUAGCUGCCCCGCUGUACCCUCUGCCCCAGCAGCCCCCCAUCUCCCUGCCCCGCUCCCCAGGACCCAAGACUGGACCCCCAGCUCAGUGAGGCGACUGAGGGCACAGGGCAGAGGCCUCGUGCCCCACCUGGCCUGUGUGGUGACCUGUGUGGGACAGCUGGAGGUGCUCCCGUAGGAGUUUGGUGGAGUCUGAGACUUGUCUGGGGGUGGGGUGGGGGAACCCCCAAGACAGUGUUUUUCCCUUGAGGGAGAUUCUGUGCCUAAGGGCUCAGCUUCCUGCAUUCUGUACCUCACAGUCUCACCUGGAGCAGCUGGGGUCCAGAGCCCCCUGAAGGUGGACAGAGCUUGUCCCCUCCCUGCACCACCUGGGCUGCCUCGCUUGCCUGAAGGUGGUGCCCGGCGUGUCCUGAGGCCUGCAGAGGCUAGACCUGUGCCAGGUUGGGGGGUGGGCGGGCAUGGGGAAGGGGCAGAGCCAGACACCACAUCUUGCCACAGUGGAUGCUCUUCCAGUCCCUCUUAUAUUUUCUAUUAAACACUUGCUUGUUUU